UAGCUGCUACUUGUUGAUGUUUUUUGGAGACGUUUAUUAUUAUUUGGGUUGAAUAUGAUGAGUACGUGCCUUUACUGCCAGCAGCAGUCCGGCAGAGGAGAAGAAGUAACAGGAGAUCAGCUUCUUUUAAAGAACCUGUUACCAGCAGGAUACGUCCACCUGGUGUGUUCCUACGAGGAGACGGCUCAGACUCAGUUCAGAGCUCACAUUAAACUGAAGCUCACCUCACAAGAAGAGGCUCAUAAGUGGCUGGAAGACUUCCAGACUUCCUCCGGACAGACGUGGAGGAAGGCCAAGACGUAUCCCAACACGGGACGCUACAACGCCUACAGAGUGGAUCUGAGGUGUCAACACAACACGUUUCCCAGAACUGAUGUAAAAAAGACCAAAAACACUUCCUGUGGUGCAACCAUGUAUCUGGUCCUGAAGAGACACAUGUGCAGUCAGAGCAGGAAGUCACGGUCUGGUGAUCCUCACAUCAAAGACGGCUACCUGCUGAACGUGAACCUCAAACAUGAACACAACCACCGGCUGUCGAGUGCGGACGCUGUGCGGAGGCGGGACGUUUCGGGCGAGACCAUCGCUAAGCUGAAGACUCUGUUUGAGAACGGACACACUCCUUCAUCAGCGCUCGACAGCAUCAAACACGAACUGCAGGAGAGAGAAGGAGAAAACUACGUCCAUGCUGCUGCUGACCGCUCCAUCUGUCCCGAUGUUCAGUUCUGCUACAGGCUUUACUACAAGCUUUUCCAGAGAGCAGGAAGUGUUGUAACUGAAUCAGCUGACUGCACCAACGAGAACAUCAGCCCUGAACAAGACACAUCUGUGGAGCAUCUGGAGGAGAUGAUCCAGCAGUUCUGCAGGAGUCUGACGGACAAACUGAAAGACGACCCUCAGACCUUCACGGCUCCCGUCUGCACCUUCCUGAACUCCUACGACAAGAUGAACGAUGGCUCGCUCACCACCGCUCUGCAGUGCUUCGGGAAAGCGCCAAGAGCAAAGUCUAAGAACCUGCAGUCGUCCAAGAUGAUGGGAGUCCAACAGACGGCCGUCGCCAGGAGAAAGAUAGCCGGGCGACCCCUGAAGUGCUCGAGGAAGGAGCAGCACCCUUAUUCUAAAAAACAGCAGAUCAGGCAGAGUUCACCUCCGUCUAUAUCGAACUGUGUGGAGGAGACCGUAGCGCUCACUAGUCAUUAA
Molecule: messenger RNA, 1197 nt
Organism: Scomber japonicus (chub mackerel)
Lineage: Eukaryota; Metazoa; Chordata; Actinopteri; Scombriformes; Scombridae
Exons: 7
Coding region: 55-1197 (380 amino acids)
Source: RefSeq, a predicted model, not a curated record